Messenger RNA from Dermatophagoides pteronyssinus (European house dust mite), 3741 nucleotides. RefSeq names its product brother of CDO-like. Lineage: Eukaryota; Metazoa; Arthropoda; Arachnida; Sarcoptiformes; Pyroglyphidae. Gene Ontology annotation, molecular function: protein binding. The record is from RefSeq and is a predicted model, not a curated record. Gene Ontology annotation, biological process: cell-cell adhesion; nervous system development.
AUGUCAACCACAACCACAUAUAGCCACAAUCAUCAUGUCUUAUCAUCAUCAUCAUCAUUAUUCGUUGAGGAUGAUGAUGAUGGAUAAUAUCAUCAUUUUGAUGUUUACUUGUAUAAUAUUCAUAUCAACAUUGGCAACAACGAUAAAUAUUGAUGAUAAUGGUGGUAGUGAUAAUGGUAAACAUAAUCAUCAUGAUGAUCAACGAUUACAAUUUAUUAUCGAACCGGAAACAAUAUGGGCUAUAGCUGAUGGCAGAAAAAUUUCAUUUCGUUGUCAAGUUUUACCUGCUGAUGCACGUAUACGAUGGUUAUUAAAUGGUACAAUUAUUACCGACAAUGAUAAUAAUAAUAAUGAUAAUAAUGGUGGUAGCUAUGGUGAUUGGAUAAAAAUUAGUGAAAAUAAAUUAUCAAUAAAAUUACAGAAAACACUUACAAAUAGUGAUUCAUUAGAUAUGAUCGAAUCACAACCACAACGAUUACAAAAUUCAUUAAAUCUUCAAGGUGCCGUAUUUCAAUGUUUGGCCGAAUGGAAUAAUCAGGUUAUUGUUAGUCAACCAGCAAAAUUAAUUAUCGCUGAAUUAAUGCCAUUCGAUGAUCAACAACAAUCAAAACAAUCUUCGAUAACAAAUAUAACAGCAAUUCAAGGUAAUAAUAUUAUUAUACCUUGUAAUCUACCACAUUCAAUACCGAUUGCAAUUGCUGAAUUUGAAUUUAAUCAAAAUCAAACAAUAACAUCGAAUAAUUUAAAUCAAGAUCGUUAUCGAAUAUUACCAUCCGGACAAUUAUUAAUACAAAAUGUUCGACAAUUUGAUUCGGGCAAAUAUCGUUGUAUUGCACAUAAUCCAUUUUUACAAGAAAAAAUGUAUUCAUCCAAUUUUAUACAAUUAAAAGUUUUAAAACCAAAACAUUCAACAAAUGAUCAAAAACAAUUAAGAUUUUUGUUGAAACCAAAAAUCCAAAUGACCGUUAUAAUUGGUUCAAAUAUAACAUUUGAAUGUGUUGUACAUGGUUUUCCUGUACCGAAAAUUACAUGGACAAAAAUUGGUGGUGGUGGUAAUGAUGAUCAUCUACCAAGAUUACGUUCAUUUCAAUCAAAUGGUAUUUUAAUAAUAACAACUGUACAAAAAAAUGAUGAAGGUAUUUAUUCAUGUACGGCUUCAAAUUCAAAAUCAACAAUCGAAACAAAUACUGAAUUAAAAGUAUAUGAAAUGCCUGAAAUCAUACAAGAUGAUUAUGAACAAUUUGAAUUAGAACCGGGACAAAACAUGGAUCUUUAUUGUGAAUCACGUGGUCAACCAAAACCAUUAAUUAGUUGGUUACAUAAUGGUUAUUUUAUUGAUUCACAAAUAACAAAUGAUGUAUUUUUUGAUCAAAAUGGUUCAAUAUUGAAAAUUAUUGAUGCUAAUCCAAAAUUACAUCAAGGAAUUUAUCAAUGUUUUGCUACAAAUGAAUUAGGUACAACAUAUGCUAUUAAAGUUAUUCAAUUUAAAUCUUUGACCAAUUAUCAUCAUCAUCAUAAUCAUCAUCAUGAUGAUCAACAAGUUUCAAAUUCGAAUCAUCAUCAUCAUCGAUUUACCGAUUCGAGCCAUUUAAGUGAAAAUAGUCAUCAACAUUCGAAUAUUGAUUCGAAUAAUAAUAAUAAUAAUGGUUAUUCGAAUGAACAUACUGAUUUUAUUGAUAAUCAAUAUCGAUCAAAUGAUAAUGAUGAUGAUAAUGAUAAUGGUGAAAUUGAUCAUCAUCAUAGAAAAUCUGGUAAAGAUUUAAAAUUAAUACCACCAUCUCGGCCAGAAAUAUCUAAAUUAAAUGAUGAUUCAGUUAUGGUACGUUGGAUGGUACCAAAAACCACUGGAUUACCAAUACAAUUUUUUAAAGUUCAAUAUAAAGAAUUGGGUCGUGGUGAUUGGAAUACAGUCGAUGUUGAUAUACCGGCACAUAUAUUUGCCUAUCCAGUUUGUUGCCUGAAUCCAAAUUCAACAUAUCGUUUUCGUAUUGCAGCUGUUUAUUCAAAUGAUGAUAAUAAAAAUGGUAAAAGUUCAAAUAAAUUUAUUUUCCGUAAAGAUCCUCAGCUGAAACGACCAACAAAUCCACCAACAAUAUUGAAUGCAACAUCAAUAUCAUCCGAAGAAAUUAUUGUCGAAUGGGAACAUUUGAAUAUUGAUCAACAACCAGUCGAUGGAUUUUUUAUUAAUUAUCGAGCUACGGAUUCAGCUGGUCAAUAUCUAAUGGUUACAUCGAUUGGUCGAGAUAGUCGUCGACAAAAUAUUCAACAUCUUAAACCAAAUACAGCAUAUGAAAUUAAAAUGCAAUGUUUUAAUGAUGCUGGUACAUCGGAUUUUUCCAAUAUUUAUACCGUAAAAACACAACAGCAACAAUCAUCAUCUAAAGAAUUGGAUCCGAAAUUUGAUGAUAAAUCAAUAUUACCACCUAAAAUCAAUAAUGAAAUCAAUGACAAAAAUGAUAAUGAUGAUUAUAUUUUUGGUUUAAUUAUACGACCAAAAUGGCUAAUACCACCGAAUCGAGAUUGGUUAGCCAUUGCUAUAAUUAUCAUUACAAUGGUAUUAUUUAUUCUAGCAUGUAGUAUCAUAUGUUGUUUACGACAAAAAUCAUCAUCAUCAUCUAUGAAUGGUAAUAAUUCUACAGGAACCGAUGGAACAAAAUUAAAAUUAGAAUCAUCAUCAUCAUCAUCGACAACAUCGAAUAAUAAUAAUAAUAAUCAUCAUUAUUUUAAUGCUAUUAAUGGUUUGAUUCAAGAACAAAAUCGACGUCUUUCAACAAAAACAUCUGCAACAUCCAAUGGUUUAACAAAUGGCAAUAACCAUCAUGCAGCAUCUGGUUUAAUGAUGUUAAAAUCUAUUGAAUCACAAUUGAAUCAUCAUCAUGUAAACAAUAAAAAUCAUCAUUCAUCUACGAAUGAAGCAACAACAACAACAGAUUCAGCUAUGAUGAAUAAUAAUAAUAAUAAUGAUUUGUCUUGUUCAUCAUCAUCAACAACAACAACAACACAGCCACCGCCACAGAUGCCUAUAACAUUAUCAAUGAAUCGACGAAAUUCAUUUCAUCGUAAUUCAUUAGGAUUAUUAAAUUAUUCAUCAUCACAACAUCAUCUAUAUAGUUCAAAUAAUGAUCAACAACAACAACAACAACAUAAUAUGGAUAACCAGAAUCAUGUUGAACAACAACAACAACAACAACAAAUAGCUACAAUUGAUCGUAAAAGAUCAUUAAAAAAUUCAAUAUCCGGAUCAUAUUUAGAUCCAUUAUCAAAUAAUACACCAUCACCAUCGAUAUCAUCAUCGAAUAAUAAUGGUGGUUUGAUUAAUCGAAUGAAUCAAAAUCAUCAUCAUAGUAGUUUUACACGUUUAAAUGGUACAUUAGAAAGAAAACGAAGAAGUCGUCAUGAUUUAUCACAAACAACAAUAUUGAAUAAUGGUAAUGGUGGUAGCGGACAUUUUUAUAAUAGCCGUUCGAAUAUUAAUCAUAAUGGUUCAACAAUGGAUAUGUUUCAUUCUUCGAAUAAUCAUCGACAACAACAAUAUUCAACAGGAAAUAAUCAAACCAACAAUAACUAUUUUCAUUCACAUCAUUCAAAUAGUGGAAAUAGUGCUGGUGGCAGUAAUAAUUUCGUGAUAAUGCAAAGUUCUUGUUAAAACAAAAAACCAAAAAAAAAGUGUUCGAUUUUUUUUCUCUACAAAUUCUGCCAUUUCUGCCUUUGUAUCUCAACUUUUUCUUUCUUUCAUUCUUU